Molecule: messenger RNA, 6608 nt
Organism: Xiphias gladius (swordfish)
Lineage: Eukaryota; Metazoa; Chordata; Actinopteri; Istiophoriformes; Xiphiidae
Gene: clcn6
Product: chloride channel 6
Exons: 24
Coding region: 180-2768 (862 amino acids)
Biological process (GO): transmembrane transport; chloride transport
Cellular component (GO): lysosomal membrane; intracellular membrane-bounded organelle
Molecular function (GO): voltage-gated chloride channel activity
Source: RefSeq, a predicted model, not a curated record
CUCCAUCCAACACAGGACAUUAGCUGCUACAACGUGGGAAACGCAGACUGUGAAAGAGCCCCAGUUCUCCGAUGCAGUGUGGCGGGCGUCAACUCUAAGGUUCUUCCAGGGGUCUUGGUAUUUUCAAGAUUUGGUGGUUUUGCCAUUGGCCAUGAACGCAGCAUGACACAACAACGAAGAUGGCGUGUUGUGGAAACUGUUUUUGUUGCCAAUGUUGCUGCAGAGAAGGAGAGACACGGACACCAGAAGAACUGACAAUCCUUGGGCAAAUCCGAGAUGAAGAAGAUGAGAUUCUACCCAGGAAAGACUAUGAGAGCUUGGAUUAUGACCGCUGCAUCAAUGAGCCCUAUGUGGAUGUUCUGGAGGGGAUGGACAACAGGAAAGCUAAAAAAUAUGAAGCAGUACGGUGGAUGAUGGUGUUCACUAUUGGAGUCACAGUGGGUCUGGUGGGUCUGUUUGUGGAUUUCUUUGUACGCCUCUUCACCAAAAUCAAAUUUACUCUGGUCGGUGAUUCUGUAGAGAAGUGCAGUGACAAAGGCUGUCUUCCUCUCUCUCUGCUUGAGCUCCUGGCAUUCAAUAUGACCUUUGUCUUCAUUGCCAGUGUGCUCGUCCUCAUUGAGCCAGUAGCUACAGGUUCGGGGAUCCCAGAAAUUAAAAGUUACUUGAAUGGUGUGAAAAUUCCUGGAAUUGUCCGGCUGCGAACUUUUCUGUGCAAGGCUGCUGGAGUUCUGUUCAGUGUGGCUGGAGGUCUGUUUGUGGGCAAAGAAGGUCCGAUGAUACACAGUGGAGCCAUUGUUGGAGCUGGCCUUCCUCAGUUUCAGAGUAUCACUUUCAAGAGGAUCAAAUUAGAUAUUCCCUAUUUCCGCAGUGACAGGGACAAGCGGGACUUUGUGUCAGCGGGUGCUGCUGCUGGAGUAGCUGCUGCCUUUGGUGCUCCUAUAGGUGGCACCCUCUUCAGUCUGGAGGAGGGCUCCUCUUUUUGGAACCAGGCCCUCACUUGGAAAGUGCUCUUCUGUUCUAUGUCAGCUACUUUCACCCUCAACUUCUUCCGUUCAGGGAUCAACUUCAACAAGUGGGGCUCCUUCCAGCUGCCUGGUCUGCUCAACUUUGGAGAGUUCAAGUGUCCAGAUGGAGAUAAGAACUGCCACCUGUGGACAGCUGUGGACCUUGCCUUCUUUGUCCUGAUGGGGGUGGUGGGCGGCCUGCUGGGGGCACUCUUCAACUGCAUGAACAAGUGCCUGGCCAAGUAUCGAAUCAGACACAUCCACCCAAAGGCGAAGUUUAUCAGAGUUUUAGAGAGUCUUCUGGUUUCCAUGGUGACAACAGUUGUGAUAUUUGCAGCUUCCAUGCUGUUGGGCGAAUGUCGUGACCUUUCCUCCCCCACAACUCAUAACACCACACUGUCUGGCAGUGAGGACAUCAAUUCGACCAUCCGCCAGUUCUUCUGCAACAACAAGACCUACAAUGACAUGGCCACGUUGUUCUUCAACCCACAGGAGGCUGCCAUCCACCAGCUCUUCCACCAGGAUGGUACCUUCAGCCCUGUGACUCUGACAGUGUUCUUCCUGCUGUACUUCCUGUUGGCCUGUUGGACCUAUGGUGUGUCUGUACCCAGCGGUCUCUUUGUCCCCACAUUGCUCUGUGGGGCAGCUUUUGGACGUCUGGUUGCCAACAUCCUCAAAGUGAAACUAGGAAUGGACAUCUACUCAGGGACCUUUGCUCUCAUUGGAGCCGCCGCCUUCCUCGGAGGAGUGGUCAGAAUGACCAUCAGUCUGACUGUCAUCCUCAUUGAAUCCACCAAUGAAAUCACAUACGGGCUGCCCAUCAUGAUCACUCUAAUGGUUGCCAAGUGGACUGGAGAUUUCUUCAACAAGGGCAUCUAUGAUAUCCACAUCCAGCUAAGAGGAGUGCCACUGCUGGAGUGGGAAACUGAGGUUGAGAUGGACAAGCUGACAGCCAGUGAUAUCAUGGAGCCCAACUUGACCUACGUUUACCCCCACACCCGUGUCCAGUCUCUAGUCAGCAUCCUGCGCACCACUGUCUACCACGCCUUUCCUGUGGUCACUGAAAACCGACAGAAUGAGCGGGACUUCAUGAAGGGCAACAUCUUGGUUAGCAACAACAUCCGCUUCAAGAAAUCCAGUGUUGUGUCCCGUGCGGGGGAACAGCGGCGGCGCUGCCAGUCCAUGAAGUCAUACCCAUCCAGUGAGCUGAGGAAUGUUUGUGACGAACAGAAUGCAGGGGUAGAGCCUGCAGAGGAGGGAGAGGACCUUCUGCAGCAAAUGUUAGAGAGGAGGCAUGCUCCCUACCCCAACCUGUACCCAGAUCAGUCUCCCAGUGAGGAGUGGACCAUGGAGGAGCGCUUCAGACCACUCACCUUCCACGGCCUAAUCCUGCGCUCUCAGCUGGUCAACCUGCUCAUCAGAGGGGUCUGCUAUGCUGAGAACCAAUCAAGUGCCACUCAGCCCAGGUUGUCUUAUGCAGAGCUGACUGAAGAUUACCCACGUUAUCCUGACAUCCAUGACUUGGACCUUGCCCUGCUCAACCCCCGCAUGAUAGUGGAUGUCACCCCCUACAUGAACCCAUGUCCCUACACAGUGUCACCCAACACCCGCAUAUCCCAGGUGUUCAACCUGUUCAGGACCAUGGGCCUGCGACACUUACCAGUGGUCAAUGCUGUUGGAGAAAUUGUUGGAAUAAUCACAAGACAUAAUUUAACCCACGAGUUCCUUGUGGCCAAACUGCGACAGCACUACAUCACUGUUUGACCCGACUCAGGACGUCCUACUGUCCUUCGAAUCCAAAGUCUGUUCAGACUGUUCCUGAGCCUUUGUCUCUUUUCAUUCGUAAUAGCAUGUAGGGAUUCCCAAACACAUGCUGGACAUUCACAAGCAUGCACACAUUUGCUAUGGUACAGUAGGGAACACAGUUCUCCAGUUACUGAAACCAUUCAGUUGUUUUCCACCCAAGUCUUACAUUUUCAGUGUUGAGGAAUUGUCAGCCUUCCUCCAGCCUGACUUCAGAUCUGAUGGCAUCAAUGGUGGGACUGAACAAAUAAAUGGUGGAUGAAAUAGAACCAUAUUUGACAUCACCAUGUUGAUUCGUAUAGAAAAAAUUUAAAAAGUUAUAAAAUAUCCACCAAAUGAUCCAAAUUGAUGGCUGAUAAUUCACAACACUUGUUUUAUAUUCAGACUGAGCGACAGUACUAAGGACAGGACGCUCUGUUGUGACACACAACACUAGAGAGUCUGAAAGCAUUAAGCUUGAAGCAUUAGCAAUUGAUGCAGUUAUUUUGGUGACUUCAAUGUAAUAAUCACAUCAACUAAUUUCGUUUUUCUCAAUUGUUAACAUAAUUGGGGAAACUACUAAUAAAAGUGAUUUUUCUCCAUCAGGUCAGCAAGAUACCCUUGCUAGCAGCAGCACACUCUGUUGUUUGUUGAUUGUGCCAACAUGAAUCAUAUUCAUAUCAUAUUCAUUCAACUUUAGUUCUGCAUCACAUUUUUCUCCCAGGUCCCCCACCAAAGCUUCUGUGUCCACUGACAAUUAAAUUGAGAGGACAGAUACUUCAAAAAUUAGAUAUUCAAUCUGUAAUCUGUUCAACCGACAAUGAGAAAAACAGGAAAUGCUCUGUCUAUCUUACACAGUGCAUGCCCCUGUUAGUAAACUUUGCUAAUGUGCUUUCUUUAUGCUAACACAAAAUGGAGAAAAGUAGCAAGCUGUGCUGCACAGAUACUAUCAUCAUGAAUCACCUGAAAAGUAAUUUGAAGAGACAGUUUAUUUUUGACACUACAGAUGGAAAAACCUUAGAUAAAGGUAAGGCUGUUUGCUGCAUCUGCAUCUAAGAGUAAGACAAGUACAUGUUACUUUGAAUUAACCUGAAUCUGAUUGUUUGAAAAAGCAAUGGCUCCAGUGACUCGUUGAUGGUGUUACUAACAGUUUAAAGGCUGCGGUACAACAAACUACCAAAAUGAAAUAUGACAGUUUCCUUACUACCUUCAGAGUCUUUCUUUUGAUCUUUUGAUGAUGCUUUAUCAUUAUUGUCACUGUAGCACUUUUAUUUUUGACUGUUGUCCGUACAUUUUAAUCUUCUGUGUAAGUAACUGGAAUAUAUGCACUAAAAGCAGGCUCACAUUCCCUCAUGGCCUGCAACUAAACUAGACUUCAGUAGUCCUAGUUUAGUGCAGACCAAGUUAAACAUACAGUAACAUUUCUAACCACUUCAGCAGUCUGUAAAUACAUUACGAUUGUUUUGCACCUAUGAUAUGUAGUAGUAUUUUCACUGUCAUUCAGUCAGUUCAGUGUAAGAAUGUGCCAGUGUAUUUGACAGUCUGCGAUUACUGUAUAUUGACCAAGGUUUUGUUAUGUAAUAGGGAAUUGAAAGGACUGGAUUUUUGAAAGGCAGACUGCAAAAAUCCUGUUUUAGUAAAACUAAUGUGUAAACUAUUUCAUGUUAGUACUCUGCUAUUAGAUUUUCAGCAAUAUAGUAUCUUUCUGGUCCAUUUCCCUAGUAUGUCAUUUCAUUGUUAUUCCUAAAAGGGAAUAUAAAUGUGACUCAGAGCAAAGGCGAGUAAAAGUCCACUGUAUAUCACAUUAAUGGAUUAUUAGAAACCAUGAUGGCACAUAUACAGUAUGUACAUCAAACAUCCCUUACAUGUUUCUUAUCUCUAGUUUAUUUUUAUUUAAGAGAUUAUUUUUUUAUACGAUUUUAUUUUUAUGAUUUGCUGCCUGUGCUGUGAUUCAGUGUCAUGCAGUUGCAUUUCAAAAUGGACCAAGGUUGUCCUGGAUAAUAUUAUUGUUUAUAGUCUAAGCUUUGCUCACUUGUUAUUUUACAAUUAUUUUUAUUUUACCCAUUUUAAAUACUACAUAUGGCAUGGCAGGUGUUGUGUAGAAUAUGAUAUUAAGAGGAACAGUGUAUAGUAUGUCCUACCGUGAAGCUAGACCUGACGGACUGUUUGCCAAAUACUUUUCGUGUCAUAUGACUUAUAUGAGGAUUUAGACCAUGCCCUCUCCUUGUUUAGGAAUUUGUAGUUUCUACAAAUGUAGAGAACUGGCACAUGGCAAAAAAAGCUGCAGCCAUGGAACAAAAAAGCAGAGAGAACUCUUCCUUGUGCCUUUAUUAUUGUUCAAACGAAGGUCCUUCUGUUUUGUCAAACAUACAUAUAAUAUAUACAAAUAUGUCUGCAUGUCUUUUUGUACAAACGACAUAAAUGAGGCUAUACAUACUAAUUCCAGACUAAUUAAUGUAUGAAAUGUAGUCACUAGAGCUAAGAGGGUUCGGCGAUUAAAUGAUGUGUGAACCUAUAAAUCAAGAAAAUAAUAAGCAGUUUAAUAAAUAGUGAUAAUUGUUAGGUGCAGCAAAAGUGGUCAUGGUGAAAAAGUGACUAUUUGAAGUAUACUGAAACUGGACGGUAAGCAUACUACAGAUGAUUUCAAUAUAUGCUGGUGAUGAACAAUAUUUUCCCACAGUGCAAUGCACAAGGAAAAUGGAGGAGCUGCAGAAAAAAAACAAAACUUGUAAGUGAUGAUGAGAUAGCACCAGAAAUCAAAAAUUUAUGUAGGUAUUCUUAACAAGGGUGUUUUUUUUCUCUUUGUGUAGUUGAAUUGGCAGUGACAUGCAAUGUGGCAAAUAUUGUAAAAUGUCUGUCAAAAGAAAAGUUUGAUUUUUAAUCAUACUAGCGGUAUGAUUAGAGCUGGCAUGCUCAAUCUGUCGGUCCACCACAUUUCAUCAGGUCAAAAUGUUAAUUUGUUGACUACUUUGGUUCAUGACUAAAUACCUGCAGAACUAAUGACGUUCCCAGCAGCCUCAGCUGUACUUUGUGUUCAAUGCUAAUUAGCAAAUGUUAGCAUGCUAAAAUGCUUAACUAAGAUGGUGAGCAUUAUACCAUCAGCAUUUUAUUUUCAUUGUGAACAUGUUAGCGUGCUAAUGCUAGCAUAUAGCUCCAAGCACCACUGUGCUUAGAGCUACUGUAUAAGUACAGCCUAACAGACUGUAUCUGAAAUAAAACCCUAUUUACUAUAUGCACUAUAUUUACUGGCAUUCAUUUUAUUUUGAUGUCUGAAUUAUGUGUGUGUAAAUUUAUCCACUAUGUAGUACUCAGAAACUAAAUUUUUUUUAGGUGUGAAAAUUACUGUUGUUAUACCUGUCAGUGAUGACACAAAAUGAUGAUGAUUGGUCCAAAGUCCAGAGUGUCUUUACAGUACAACCCAAAAUUACAGUGUAAUUUCACUGUAUGAAUCAGGUACCUAUAAAAUACUUACCAUUUCCAACAGAUACUUAAAUUUAGGUACAGUGGAAAAAGACAAGAAUGUGGGGAACAAGGGAGGAACAUCUGGACAUUUACUCUACAUAUACUGUUAAGUAUUUUUGUAAAUUGGGUACCCACAGGGCACAAUUCUGGGAAACAAAACUGAAGUUUUAGAUAGAUAGAUAGAUAGGAAAUUUUGACACUUUGGUGAGUUUGGUAGAUUUAAGAUUGUAUAGUUACUCUGGUACCAAGGUGCAGGCAACAAGCCUGACUACUUAGGUGUGUUAAAUUUUUUUGAAACUGCUGGCACAUAUUUAAAAAAGGUUUAUGAAUUGUAACUAAUGGCGUCACUAAUGCGGACAA